UUACAAUCGUUUCUUAAAAAUUUGAUGGCGUGUUUUGUUUUCUUAAAUUUAAAUGUUGUAAAUUACGUACUGAGCGAAAAUGAGCGGCAGAGAUACCCUAUUCUUGAGUGAAUAUUUCAGAAAAAGAUCGAAUCUGGCAGUUGAUAUAAAACGGUUUGAAUCGGCAACUGUUGGCACUGCUACGAAGCGUAAGUAUUCUGAAGUAGAAGAGGCAGUAAAAAAGUUGAAAAUAGUGGCAUCUGCUAACAAACGUCACUGGCAGACGAGGCCAGGCGGCUCGAAAAAUGUUAAGAAACGCUUCAAAGAAGGGGGUGAUAAUCAUCAAAACCGUAAUCCUGCCCCCGACCCUGCCAACGGUGCUUGCAGUCAAAUAAUCAUUGAUGAUGACGACGACGACGAUAAUGAUUGUUGUCAUGUUCAGUUGGCUUAUAAAAUGUCAUUGAAGUUGGAGAGCAUGGCACUGUUCAACAAAUGUCUUUCGUGCACCAGCUGCAUGUUAGAGGAAGAGGCAUGUGUCAUACAUAUGCUGGGCUCCGACAAAGAAGUGAGAAUGAGGUACAGAGACUUGGCGAAAGUGGAGCUGAAAAACUACAGCCGAUUCAAGAUUCAACUCUUCAUCAAAUCCAAGAACAACAACAAGAACGACAACAGUGUUUGUAAAUUAAUAAACAACAACAAAAAUGUCACAACUGCUCAAGAGGAUGAUGAUUUUGAUCUUUUUCAUUAUUUGAAAGUGAAAGUUUUUGAGUUGGAGCCUUGGUACCCGACUUCGAUUGGCUCGCACCAACCACGGACCAUCCAGCUGACAGUGCAGGGGUUGGAGUCGGAAUCUGCUGUCGGUCAGUUCAUCGGGCAGUUCAGCAGAUUAAUAAAUGAGGCCAACACGGUCGGCAAGUUUUCACCUGUCAAUUCAAAUUUUAAUAAAACCCUGUUAGAUUAUAUAAAUGAAGAUGACGAUGAUGAUGAAACAAGUAGUAAUAAUAAUGAUAAUAACAAUAACCUACCCCCAUCGUCCCCUGUUGUUUGUGGCAUCAAUGGGGACAACGACAAGAAUGAUGAAUGCAAGAACUUGCAUCAUAUCAAUAGGAAUAAAAAGAACAACAACCAUGAAAAUAAUAAUAAUUAUUAUGGUGGUGAUGGUAAAACACGGAAAAGAAAUGGCGAGGAUAAUUUAAAUUGUAAUGAUGAUGAUUGUUUCACCACGAAAGUUUUAGUUGAAGAUCCUAGCAUUUCGAAAGAUGGAGGGAGGAAGGAGCGAAACAUCAGCAAGAGUCCAUUAAAAAGCGAGGCACCAUCAACUCGAGAAGAGCUGCCGUCGAAACGAGAAGCACGGACGACAGUUGAUCUAUCGUCCCCCAUACACGAAGAUGGCGGUGUCCUCAGUGAUGAUGGUGACGAUGAAGGUGACGUCACCAUUCUUCACUCACCGUCUGUAAAGAAGAAACAUUUCAAAAAAGAUGACGACGAUGGCCCUGCUGUUUCAACCUCUCCCAAGAAGAGCAAUGAAUCCGGUCUGCCUGUUGAUAACUUUUAUCCAAAAAUUAGACCAGCAUCAUCCAAGAUGUCCCCCUACUCACCAACACCACCACCACCACUUAUCGUCUUAGCGCCAACAUCGAGGUCCUUGCAACCAUCAAGGAAACAGCGGGGAGCCAAAUUCAAAUGUUGUCAGUGCCAGACGGUGAUGGACGUCUCACAGACGUGUGCCAGGAACAUGACAAGAUGUAAGCAGGCCAAGAUGAAGUGCAGUGCAUGCAAGGGGGAAAAUGACAGACAGGGUAAAAGUGAUGAUAACCUAAAAAUUGACAGACUGUUUAUGAGUAUUAAGAGCGACGAAAUGGACGUGGAGGAAGAUGUUGAGGUGUACCAUCCAUCUGACGAUGUACAGGGUGAACCAGUCAAACUCGUCUCCUACCCACCCCCUCCGUCUGUCGGCAGGAUCACCGUGACCUCGCAUGACCUCAUGUGCUUGAACCCCGAACAGUGCCUCAACGACGUCUGCAUCGACUUCUACCUCAAAUACCUACAGAACGAGUUGCUAUCUGACAGGGACCGCCAGCGAACUCACAUCUUCAGCUCCUUCUUCUACAGUCAUCUCACGUCUGACCUCGGCAGCAAGAAGCACAACAAAACCGACAAGAAAAAUAAUGACCACAACUCGUUACGAGCAAUCGAGAGGCACAGUAAGGUCAAGAACUGGACGAGGAGCGUGGACGUCUUCAGUAAGGACUUCCUCAUCGUGCCCAUCAACCAGAAUUUCCAUUGGUUCCUGGCCAUCGUCUGCUUCCCUGGCCUCUGUGCAUCUGCCCUCCGUCUUAACAGGAAUAUCGAAAACUUGUCCCGCGAUGUUUAUACUGCAGCUACGAAUAAUAAUAAAAAUAAUAAUAAUAAUAAUCCAAAUGAUAAGAUUAAUAGUUUAACAUUUAAAAAUGCCAAUUUGAAUAAUAAGAAUAAUAAUAAAAAAAAUAUAAAAGUAUUAAAUGAGGCACGAACCAAUGAGAAUGUUUCGCCGACGGUUAAAAAAACUACAGAUGAGGUCAGGGCAAAAGUGAAGACUGCUCUGGAUUUCUUGGCUCUCUACUCUGAUUCGUCAGAGGAAGAUGAGAGGGAGGAGUCUACUACAAAGGUGAAGGAGAAGAAGAAGCAAGACCAUAAAAGUGACAAUGUUGAUGCUGCUAGUGAUGAGGGUGAUGAUGUUCAAGACGUAAAGAAUAGUGACAAUAAUAAUAAUAAUAACAACAAUAAUAACAAUAUUAAUAAUAAUAACAAUAAUGAUAAUGAUAAUAGUAAAAAUAAGGUAAGCAAUGCUGAAGAGGGGAAGUUCUCUGAUGCUGAUGACUUCACUGACGAUACCAUUAAAUGUCCGCUGAUCAUCGUGCUGGAUUCACUGGCUGGUGGUAAGCCGAGAUGGGAUGUUUCAACUAUCUUGAGAGAGUACCUACAAGUAGAGUGGAACCUGAAGAAGAGAGAUGGGCCGGGAGGGGUGAAGGGCAUGGACGGGGAGAAGAUCUUCCACAAGAUGAGCAUGAAGGGGUGUGUCCCACAGUGCCCCCAGCAGCACAACCUCUACGAUUGCGGCUCAUACCUGCUUCUAUACGUUCAAUCUUUUUUUCAGAAACCAAUCAGGAACUUUACACCGCCCAUCAAAGGCCUCAUCAGAUGGUUCCGUCCGACAGACGCCAGGGAUUUUAGGAUCAAGUACAAGAAUCUGAUCUUGCGGUUGAACCAGGAGCAGACGCGAUUAGCUGCUACAACGUCGUCUUCAUCGUCUCUGUUGUGAUUGUGUCUCUUGACUACUUGCCUGUUUGUCGUCGCUGACUUCCAUCGCUUCCACUGCUUCAAUGUUUAGCAGUGGCUUGAGAGUUGAAUCAGUUGGUUAGGUGGGGUGGUGUUGGUACGGUGAUGGUU
Helobdella robusta is the source of this 3408-nucleotide messenger RNA. RefSeq lists its product as hypothetical. Gene Ontology annotation, cellular component: nucleus; cytoplasm. The transcript is spliced from 12 exons. Gene Ontology annotation, biological process: protein desumoylation. Gene Ontology annotation, molecular function: SUMO-specific endopeptidase activity. Lineage: Eukaryota; Metazoa; Annelida; Clitellata; Rhynchobdellida; Glossiphoniidae. Bases 80 to 3280 code for a protein of 1066 amino acids. The record is from RefSeq and is a predicted model, not a curated record.